AUGGCUGAUGCAGAGGAAAAGGCUAGAGCUGAGAAGCUUGCGGCCGCGAAGAAAAGGGUCGCACAGCUGCAGAAACAGAAGGGAAAGAAAGGGAAGAAGGGAGAAUCUAGCAAACAGGCCGCUGCAUCAGCAGAGGCGGGCGACAAAGCGCCCACUCCCGAAUCUAAACAGGAGCAGGAGCCGGAGCCAGAGUUAGAACAAGAGCCAGAGGCAGGUUCUCCAAAAGACAUGGCCGUUGAAAAGGAGGAUGCCGAAGAAGCGAUUGUAGAGGAACGAGAUGAUGGAAGCGAUAAGAAAGAGGAAAACAGCGAGGAAUCACUGCCUAAAGUCCGAUCUCAUGGUCGACAGCCAUCGAUAUCUGUCCAAUCCAAGCUGCGCUCGUCGUCCUUUCGUCAAGAUUCAAAACUACCUGGAAUUAACCCGACUGCGUCUGGCGUUAAAUCGCCCCCAUUACCUUUAAGUCCCGAUGGAAGCACAGCACCGGAAAUGUUUAGGAAACAAGCCAUUAGGCUAGAGGAACUGGAGAAGGAGAACAAACGGCUAGAAAAGGAAGUCGAAGUGACAAGUGCAAAGUGGAAGAAAUCAGAAGAACAGCUUGAUGAUCUGCGAGAAGCCAGUACCGAAACCGUUGAGCUUAAGGAAAGGCUUGCGAAGGCCGCAAAGCAGGCGGAAGAAGUUGACAAGCUUAAAGCGGAGAUAAGUGCAUUACAACGACAGAAUUCCCAUCUUCAAACCCGAUCACAUCGACCAUCAACCAGUAUCGCGGUGUCUGGGAAUUCAGAUUCACCAGCCUCUGAGCUCCUUAGCCAAUUAGACGCUAAAUCUGCUAAGAUUGAGAAUAUGGAGAUGGAAAUCUCUAAUUUACGAGCCCAACUGAACUCUCAAUCUACUCACUCCUCAGCGCAUGAAGAGCAGAUUUCAGCUUUAGAGGACAAGCUAUCUCGCAGCGAAGCUGCAUUAGAAAAAUCACAGCGCGAACUUGCCGAUACCAAACAAGCUGUUACUCGAGCAGCUGAAAAGGCAGUUAAAGAAGGUGUAGACAAGACGUCGACAGAAACUCUCGUUAAGAGUUUAGAACGUCAAUUGAAGGAAUCCGAGGAAGCCAAAUUUGAGGCCGAUAAAAAGGCAGAGCUACUUGAGAAAAAGCUGCAAGCCCUAAGCAACCUUCAUAAAGAGUCUGAAAGCCGGCAUCAAGUCCGUAUGAAGGAAAGGGAUAAAUUUGAAAAGGAUGUAGCAAUGUUAACGAGGAAGCUGGCUACGACCGAAAAUGAAAAUUUAAGGCUUAAGGAGGAACGGGAUAGGUUACGGAAGCGUGAAGCGUCGGGCACAGGAGCUGAUGAGGGUCUGGACGAACUCGAAGACGAGGAGCGACUCAAUCUUGAGCGUAAAGUUCGAGACUUGGAGGGAGAAGUAUUCGAUCUUCGUCGAGGUAUAUGGAAGGAGCGAAAACGCGAGCUCUCGACCCAUAACGAUGGCGAUGGUGCUCAGACCGAUACCAAAUCAGUUACUAGCACAUUUGAUGAUGUCGACCUCACAGGAGGUGCACCAGGUGGUCACAGCUAUACCGGUCGCCGCAGCGUCACCCAGAGACCGCAGCAACACUCGUCUUUUGCAACUGUGUUUUCCAGUGGCCUUGCUGCCUUUACUGGCACGCAUGAUCAAGAUAGAGGCUAUAAAAGCUUCGAUUAUGGCUCCCACGCAGACCCGAAUGACGAUCUUUUAGAUGAUGAUGCGUUUGAUGAGGAUGCAUUUGCUCGUGCGCAGGAGGAAGAGGAGGCGAAGAGAAGGGUGGAAUGGGCUAGGGAAAUUAAAGGAAAGCUGAAGAAUUGGAAGGGUUGGAGGUUAGAUCUUGUGGAGUGUAGGUAUGGUGCCCAGGGGGCCGGAGUAGGAUUGGGGGAGAUUUUUGAGGCAUGA
Arthroderma uncinatum is the source of this 1914-nucleotide messenger RNA. Its product is annotated as M protein repeat protein. The transcript is spliced from 3 exons. Lineage: Eukaryota; Fungi; Ascomycota; Eurotiomycetes; Onygenales; Arthrodermataceae. Bases 1 to 1914 code for a protein of 637 amino acids. The record is from RefSeq and is a predicted model, not a curated record.